AUUUUCUUAAAUUGUUCCACUUAAAUUAAUCUAUUGCUUUAGUUCGUAAUCAAAUCGAGAGAAAUUAAUUUCCACAAUUAGAAUUGAUUUAAUGUCCCCUGGUGACGUGGAAGAGAAAGAAAGAGAAACAUAUGAGAGAGAAUCUGAACCGAUUGUAUUUCCAUCUAAUGUUUUGGUGACCGGUUGGAAUUAAUUUCUUUGAUUGUGGCUAAUUGUUUAUUCUAUUGAUUAAAAUGGUUUUACUCGCCAGUGCCAUUGUCUCCAAACAGAAUGGGAAAAUUUUGGUUUCUAGACAAUUCGUUGAAAUGACAAGAUCUAGAAUAGAAGGUUUGUUAACAGCAUUCACUAAGUUAAUUACCAAAGAUAAACAACAUACAUUUAUAGAGACUGAUGCGGUUAGGUAUGUGUACCAAGCAUUGAUGGAUAAAUUGUAUUGUGUUCUAAUUACAACCAAAACAUCAAAUAUAUUGGAAGAUUUGGAAACUCUACGGCUGUUUGUUCGUGUAAUCAGUGAAUAUACCUCUAAUCAGGGUAAAACUUCAGAUGAACAGGCAAUUCUUGAUAAUGCUUUCACUCUUAUUUUUGCAUUCGAUGAAAUCGUUGCUCUUGGUUAUCGGGAAAGUGUAAAUAUGUCUCAAGUUCGUACAUUCAUUGAAAUGGACUCACACGAGGAACGGGUUUAUGUCGCUGUCCGUCAAACUCAGGAAAGAGAGGCUAAACAAAAGAUGAGAGAAAAGGCCAAGGAAUUAUCCAAACUUCAGCGAACUCAACAACUUUCCAAAUCAUCGAUGCCUUCAAUUUCAUCUUCUUCCAAUGCUUCUUCUGUCCUCGACAAACCGGAACCAGUUGUCGGUGAUCGAGCAUCAAGUGCAUAUUCAAGUACCACUAGUGCUCCCGUUGUCAGAUCUAAGGGACCAUCACGGGCACUUAAACUUGGCUCGAAAGCCAAACAAGCCGAACUAUUUGCUGCUGUAAACGAGGAGCAAUUAGCAAAUGAGUUGAAAGAAGAGGAACCCAAUCAACCAAUCCCCAGCAGUAAUACAAUCGGUGGCUACAAAAAUGAUGAUAUCGAUAUUGAUUAGCUAAUUAAGGAGAAAGAAAACCAUUUUGAUCUGUAAUUCCCUUCUAAUCAAAUUGUAUUUUCUUUUCAGUGUAUAAGUUAAUCACAAGAAUCAUCAUCUCCACCCAACGAUAACCCUUUGAUUUUUUAAAAAGUAUUAUCAUAACUUUAA
This is a messenger RNA of Panonychus citri (citrus red mite), 1232 nucleotides long. RefSeq names its product coatomer subunit delta-like (gene deltaCOP). The transcript has 6 exons. NCBI's taxonomy places the organism in Eukaryota, Metazoa, Arthropoda, Arachnida, Trombidiformes, Tetranychidae. The record is from RefSeq and is a predicted model, not a curated record. Gene Ontology annotation, cellular component: COPI vesicle coat; cytosol. Bases 234 to 1082 code for a protein of 282 amino acids. Gene Ontology annotation, biological process: retrograde vesicle-mediated transport, Golgi to endoplasmic reticulum; Golgi localization; endoplasmic reticulum to Golgi vesicle-mediated transport.